CAUGAUGUCAUCACGCGAACUGUUGUAAUGCAAACAGGUAAAACAUGAAAAGGUACCGUCGCUUUCGUUUCAUUUGUCGAGUCAUCGCAUUAUUGGCGAUAGCCAUUUUCACUACGGUAAUAGCGAUCGUGUUAGCGACUCGACUGCCGCAUCAAGGCCAGCACAAACUGAAGCCCAGUCCAGUCCCAAGCCCAGCAAUAGGGUCCAGCAGUUCCAAGGUGAAAACCAUUUUGUACUGGAACUCUUGGGAUCCGACGAUGGGCGACCAGCCGUUAAUCAAAGCUCAAUGUCCCGUGACCGCUUGUUUGUUCACUCCCGAUCUGACACUGUUCAAUCAGAGUGACAUUGUUCUCAUCUCCAUCGAAACGACUCCCGAUUUCUUAGUAAAUCGUUUACCCCAUCAGCGGUUCGUUUUCUUCGUCAUGGAAUCGCCUACCAACACUCAUCAGCUGCCUCUGCUUCAAAACAAUCGAACGCGUUACAACUACUUCAACUGGACCAUGAGCUAUAGACGGGAUUCCGAUAUCGUCCUGCGUGAUUUCCUGGGAGCUGUUGUGUCUAAAAAACAUCGUGACCAUCAGUACCCACCUCGAAAUGAACAAAGAUCGAACAGGACGAUUAAACUCUCUUCUGUGGACACUCUGGAAAGGCUGGUCACGAACAGAGGAAACAGGACGAAGGCGAACGCUGACGUAUCGAUAAUCAACCCCUGGGUACGAAAGAAAUCGAAAUUGGUGGCCUGGUUCGUGUCGCAUUGCGAUACUCCCAUCCAACGAGAAGAAUAUGCCCGUCAACUGAGCCAGCACGUCCCAGUCGACAUGUACGGCCGAUGUGGAACCAAGCAACAAGUGACUUCGAUUUGCGAUUCGGCAGAAGAUCCUUACAACUGUGAGGAGAGUGAAGCAUUACGAGCUAAAUACAAGUUUUAUUUGGCUUUCGAGAAUUCAUGGUGUCCAGAUUACGUCACCGAGAAAUUCUAUCGAACUUUACAGUUUGACACGGUGCCCAUCGUCCUCGGUGGAGCCGAUUAUCAGCGUUUCGCACCUCCGCAUUCCUACAUCAACGCCCUGGACUUCUCAACGCCCAAAGAGCUGGCCGAUUAUCUUUUGUUGUUGGACAGCUCGCAAGAGCUAUACGCCCAGUAUUUCCAAUGGAGAAAUGAUUACAACGUCUUCGUACCUGCCUUGGACGGUUGGUGUGAUUUGUGUCGGAUGGCUCACGACGAAACUCUUCCGGCCAAAGUGUAUCCAGACAUCAAACAGUGGUGGAUAGACAACGGCGAAUGUGAAACUGACCGAACUAAAUAUUUUUAAAUGUAUCUUUUUUUUUUAACUGUGUGUGUAUUGCAAAAGAUUUUUAGUCAGAAUUAACGA
Daphnia carinata is the source of this 1373-nucleotide messenger RNA. Its product is annotated as alpha-(1,3)-fucosyltransferase C-like. The record is from RefSeq and is a predicted model, not a curated record. Gene Ontology annotation, molecular function: alpha-(1->3)-fucosyltransferase activity. Gene Ontology annotation, cellular component: membrane. Lineage: Eukaryota; Metazoa; Arthropoda; Branchiopoda; Diplostraca; Daphniidae. The transcript has a single exon. Bases 45 to 1313 code for a protein of 422 amino acids.